UAUAAAUGCGCCUCUCCCUUGCAGAUCUUAAGCCACCGUCUGGAUUUGACCUCGGUCUCCUAUCCAUUGGCGAGAUCUCAAGCCGCCUUCGUAUCGAUCGUCUCGAGCUGUUACUGAUACUCACUUUGGUCUUUGAAGCCUGAACGAUUCCUGAGCACUAAGUGCAUACAGCAGCCUGAUUGAUAGAUUGUUUUCACAAUCACAAGGCGAUUUGUUUGUGGCCUCGCAAUGGCAACCAACGAGAAUCUCCCUCCAAAUGUUAUUAGGCAGUUAGCCAAGGAAUUGAAGAAUUUGGAUGAAACACCUCCUGAAGGGAUUAAAGUGGUUGUUAAUGAUGAUGACUUUUCUACUAUAUAUGCUGAUAUCGAGGGUCCUGCUGGAACUCCAUAUGAAAAUGGUGUAUUCCGCAUGAAGCUUCUAUUGUCUCAUGACUUCCCGCAAUCUCCUCCUAAAGGCUACUUUCUGACCAAAAUAUUUCACCCAAAUAUUUCGGCAAACGGUGAAAUAUGUGUCAACACACUCAAAAAGGACUGGAAUCCGAGCCUCGGAUUAAGACACGUAUUGAUCGUUGUCAGAUGUCUGCUCAUAGAGCCAUUCCCAGAAUCUGCACUAAAUGAACAGGCCGGUAAAAUGCUGCUGGAAAACUAUGAUGAGUAUGCUAGGCAUGCCAGGUUAUAUACUGGAAUACAUGCUCUUAAACCUAAGCCAAGAGUUAAAACUGGGGCGAUCUGUGAGUCUACAACGGCCUUAAAUGUGGACCAUAGAAGCAACAAAUCUACUGUUAAAGAGCCCCAGCCACCCACACAACUAGUUACAUCUUCCAAACUUCUGUCACAGGACCAGAAUGCAAGUGCCAUCUCCAUAACCGAGCCAAUCGUUGGACCACCAGCAAUCCCAAAGCAGGAAGGAGUACAUGCAGCCAAAGCAGCUCAGGUCGAUAAAAAAAAGAUCGAUGCAAGGAAGAAGAGCUUGAAAAGACUCUAGGUCUAUUAACUUUUGGUGGUUCUUGUUCCGUGUAGAAGUAAUAACAUGAACUGUAGUGGAGAGGACAAGUUAACCACAAUGUACAUCUUAAUUCCAUUCAUUGUAGCUUGUUUAUUGCUUUAUGUAUGCUGGUAGCUCUUCUGGUUUAAAUUA
This is a messenger RNA of Zingiber officinale, 1137 nucleotides long. RefSeq names its product ubiquitin-conjugating enzyme E2 22-like. The transcript is spliced from 7 exons. Lineage: Eukaryota; Viridiplantae; Streptophyta; Magnoliopsida; Zingiberales; Zingiberaceae. Bases 229 to 984 code for a protein of 251 amino acids. The record is from RefSeq and is a predicted model, not a curated record.